GUAACGCCUUUAUUUUAUGAAGUUACCGCAGCACACCCACCCCGACUGCUCUUUCAUUCUAUUGGAAAGUUGACUGCCAAUCUGUAACUGGAGAACACUCGAGUGCUAGUAGGCACGUUGACACACCCUAAAGUUACCGAUUUAUUUUGACAAAGAACUCCGAGCAAGGAAUUAGUUAAAAUAGCCAUAUCGAUCCAGCAUCGGAUAAUUCAGGAAAACUUUUGUUUUCUUUCCUAUUCAGCAGCCAUGAAAUCUUGCUUAUGGAUUGCGUUGUUUGUAACUCUUGCUAUAGGGACAAAAACACAAGACUUUGAUCUUGCUGAUGCCUUAGAUUUAGAUAACCCUAAGGCAACUGCUAUUCCAAAACAGCCAAAGAAACCUGCAAAGGAUCCCAGUCCAGGAGGUGGAUUUGAUCUAUUCGAUGCUCUUGGUCCAGAAGAGCCCGAUAAACCAGCUGGGAUCCCUCCUAAAGAAGGUGGAACUAAUCCCAAACCUGCCCCUCCACCUGCCGCACCUGUAGAUCCCAAAAAACCAGCUGAUGAUGGGAUGGGUUUUGACCUGUCUGAUGCCUUGGGUCCAGAUCCCGUACCGGGUAAACCAGCUGUUGUUCCACCUAAAGAUGGAGGCACCGGUGGCGGGUCCUUCGGAGACAAUGACCUGUUUGAUGUGAGCGACAACGGUGGCUACAAGCCUGAUCCCGGCAAGGGAGGUGGAGGAGGAGGAGGAGGAGGAGGAGGAGGUAAUGCUCCUGCAGAUCAACCUCAAGAUCUAGACCUACUGUGGGGCCAAUUCCUGAAGAUGCUAGAUGCUAACAUGCCAGAGGGUGUCCAUGUUUGGAUAUCCAACAUAAAGCAAGCAGUGUUGCCUCUGUUAGAGAAGGCCAUGGAGCUUUUGGAUGUGGGCCAAUGAAUGAGCCUCCAGUGACUUUCAGGAAUCAGGAAAUCAUCUAUCCACCUAUGUUCUGAUUGGUGCUCAGAUAUGAGGGAGUGUUCUGAUUAGUUGUUUACAUGGUCUUAAAGGUUUGAGGUGCUUUAAAACACCUCUCAGGGCUGAUCUUACAAAGCAAUGGUUUGUACACUUAGACAAAAUGGUUCCAAAAGGUUUAUUCGGCUGUCCCUAUAGGAUAACCCCUUUGGGUUCCAUGUAGAACUCUCUUUGGUUCUACCUGGAACCAAACAGGAUUCUCCUAAUGGACAGCUGAAUAACUCUUUUAGGUUCUAGAGAGAUCUUUUUUUGUUCUGAGUGUAGGCUCCAGUUUUCACUGGGUUAAAGCUAAGGUUAGUACAAAUUUCAGAGGUUUUAUCCCUUAAGGAGUGGGUGUGCUCUCCAUCCCCUCUUUGACACCCCACCCUUCUCUUUACUUUCUGAAGUCACAGUUUCUGAAUCAUCCCUAUGUGUUGAGCUUAUGGGAUUCUGUUUUGUAAAAUGUUACAGCUAUAAGACUAAAGAUAGUGGUUACUGAUAUUUUUCACGGUUAGUGUGGUUUUUGAGGCAUUCUUAUGCAUUGCAUGUAGUUGUUUCAUAUGUGUGUUCCUUCUUGUGUGAUUAGUCUUUUCAGAUGACAUGUCAAUUAAUGCAAAACAAUAAUGAAGAUAUAAAAAAGCUAUGUUUACAAUUUUUGACAAUUAUGGGUCAUUGUCUCGGAAGGUCUUUGUUGAAAUGUUUUUCCUGUGUCGCGCCCUGUCAUAACAUGCCCAUCAUUACUAUACCCUAAGCCUGUUACUUACUAAUGCUUUUGCAGCCUAGCCCUAACAGCCCCACACAGAGGCCUAGUCAGCACACAUUCCUAGCGUAGCCAAACUUCACAGCACUCGGUUGAAAGAUCCAACACUUUUUUUUUACGCUAAUGUGUUCCAGAACAAACUGACAUGCGGUUCUCUCAGAUUCCAAUAUUGACAACAUGAAUGACUUAUUCUGAAACACUGAAGGAUAUAUUUGUUCAGCCAGAAAAGAGGUUAUACAAUCCUGUGCGUUUACAAAUGAUUUAUGUCUCAUGGUGAAUGUUCCUGUAAGGUUGACGGAUGUCUUUUUCAUUGGGGUAUGUUUCUUUGGCCACUUGCAUUCAAAUACAAAAUAUGGUUUCCAUUGCAACGUGUCUUACCAUGUUAGAAGUGCUACCUCUUUUUCUUGUGUGUGUUACAGCAGAGAGGUUAGGUAUCAACACAUUGCCAUUGUCUCUUUGUCUAUUGUUGUAUCCCUUCAGAUGUUAAUAAAGCCUGCUGAACGGUG
This is a messenger RNA of Oncorhynchus masou masou (cherry salmon), 2229 nucleotides long. RefSeq names its product CD99 antigen-like protein 2. The coding region runs from base 247 to 909 and encodes 220 amino acids. Gene Ontology annotation, biological process: T cell extravasation; homotypic cell-cell adhesion; positive regulation of neutrophil extravasation. Gene Ontology annotation, cellular component: plasma membrane. The record is from RefSeq and is a predicted model, not a curated record. The transcript is spliced from 11 exons. Lineage: Eukaryota; Metazoa; Chordata; Actinopteri; Salmoniformes; Salmonidae.